This is a messenger RNA of Carassius gibelio (silver crucian carp), 4551 nucleotides long. RefSeq names its product ubiquitin domain-containing protein 1. The coding region runs from base 467 to 1141 and encodes 224 amino acids. The transcript has 3 exons. Lineage: Eukaryota; Metazoa; Chordata; Actinopteri; Cypriniformes; Cyprinidae. The record is from RefSeq and is a predicted model, not a curated record. Gene Ontology annotation, molecular function: protein binding.
GAGCGCGCACGCGCGGUGUGCGUCAGUAAUGUGAACUCGUCGGAAACAUCAGUGAGAGGAAAGGUAACGUUAGACUAGCGACAGAUAACGAGCUGAGACAGUGAUAUACAACAAAACCAGCACGGAGGAACAUAGAAAGCUCAACUACCAGUCUCGCUGAUGUUGUUUUAUUCUUUCAGACUGGAUUUAGAAGAGUUCGGGAUAAAGCUAGCCGCUGUAAGUUACCGUUAGCUCGUCGAACAAAGCCAGAACGCGAUUCUCCGGCCAGAUAACUUCACCCCAGACGUCCUCAGUCUGGAGGUCUGGUAAGUGUUUUCGCGGGAGUCUUCUCUUAACUGCGCGUGCUGCUGAUCGAUCACACAGCAUGUAAGGUUAGCUCUGUGUUUAGUCACGUGACCAGAUGAUCAGAGACCGGGAGAGGAUCUUGAAGACGUCUCGAGAUGUGUCCUGUGUUUGAUUGACAGUCAUGGGAGGCUGCGUGGGGCGCGAGCGCGAGGAGUCACGUGGACGCGCAUCGAGGAAGCGCGGAGGUCGUAAUGAGCCGCUGAAGAAAGACAAGCCCAAGUGGAAGAGUGAUUACCCCAUGACAGAGGGCCAGCUCCGCAGUAAGAGAGAUGAGUUCUGGGACACGGCUCCAGCGUUCGAGGGCCGGAAGGAGAUCUGGGACGCCCUGAAGGCCGCCGCUGUGGCUCUGGAGUGUAACGAUCAUGAACUGGCUCAGGCUGUGGUGGACGGAGCCAACAUCACGUUACCACACGGAUCCCUGACCGAGUGUUACGACGAACUAGGAAACCGUUACCAGCUCCCGGUGUAUUGUCUGGCUCCGCCGGUCAAUCUGAUCACCGAAAGAAGCGAAGAAGACCUGUCUGAAAACCCCGAGCCCCCUUCCACACAGAAGAAAGAGUUCCAGCUGAAAGUACGGCUCUCCACCAGCAAAGACGUGCGUCUGAACGCCAGCAUGAGCGACACCAUCGGCCUGCUCAAGAAACAGCUGCAAGCUCAGGAGGACAUCGAGCCCAUCCACCAGCGCUGGUUCUUCUCCGGGAAGCUCCUCACAGACAAGACCCGGCUGCAAGACACCAAGAUCCAGAAGGACUUUGUUAUCCAGGUCAUCGUGAACCAGCCCACGCCGGACCACUAGGAUGGACUAGACCGGGAUAGAGGACCAAACCACAGCAGCUGAGAGAACAUCGAGCGACUCGAUCCUGCUGGAACAAAUACACCAAACGCUGACUUGAGCAGAAGUGCCUGCGUGUGUUUGGUAGCGAAGCACACUGAUUCGAGUCGCUCUGAAAGCCAUCUCUCCCUGUUUAAGAUAAUCCAACCUGAGCUUCAUUUUGCACACUUGAGUACCUUCGAAUAGCUGUGCCUUGAAAGAAGAGUAAAUGCUGGGUUUAUUUCGCUUCGGUCACUUUCACUCGCUUUGUAUUUCAGGACUGAUGUCUUUGAGCACAACUGUACUUUCUAUGCAAUCCUAAAACAAACAAAAAAAUACCUUUUAAUGCUUCUUACACCUCUAUCAGUGGCAUUACGAGGCUGUUAUAUUUUGAGAAUGCAUUGCAACAUAUUCGUCAGAUCUGUAUCAGGCCGGCGAAGUCUGUUCAUUUCAGUCGUUUGUUUUUCUGCUCCUGAUUAUAUCAGCGAGUGACUCACACCGGUUAGAAACAGCUCAUUAACUCAAUAACAACUGCUCCUCAUUACGCCGUGUUUCUAGUCUCACGCCAUUCCUUCUACUUCACUCUCUUUUUUAAGCAUUUUUUGUUGUUAAAAGAUACGUGGAGAUUUAAGGACGAGAGAAAUCAUAUAAAUUUAUCAUUGCAAAUUGCUAGUUUCACUGGGCAUGCAUCUUUCUGCAUUCAAGCAAUAUUCCAGGUUAAAUACAAGUACUCUGCAUUGUAUAGAAAACACGCAACUCCAUCAUUUUAACAUGUAUGCACUUUCAGUAUAAGUCCAUGUGGUGUUUAUCUCAGAUAUUUACAGUAUGCAGUAGAUUUAAGGGGUUUUUCAGCAGAAAAUUAAAAUACUGUCAUCCUUCCCUGUGCAUCACAAAAUCUGAAAAUGUCUUACACUUUUCUUUUAUUGUCUUUACAUUGUAUUAUUGUGGUCCGGUAUUAUUUAGUUUGACAUAAAACGUUGAAAUUAUGAUAUAAAAAGUAAUGUUAAAUAAAAUAAAAAAAAUUGCAAUCAAAAUAAAAAGUUGAGAUCCUAAUUCUGACAAUUAUUUAACCUUGACAAGUCAAAAAUAUGACUACUGUUAUGAUUAAUACGAUCUCAAAGUCAAAAGUCACAACUUAUAACUUCUCAGUUAUGGCUCAUACAUAUAUAAUUUUUUUGUAAGUUUGAAUAUUUGUCAGAAUUACAAUUAAGUGAAAUUGAGAUCUCAAUUUUGAAUUUUCAUAAGUUGCUUUUUGUCUCAUACUUUUGUCGUCUUUUCAAAGUUUUCUCAUUUUUAUUUCAUAAUAAAAGCCAGUGUGGUCCUUUCAUGUACAAAGCAUUUCUAUAAUCACACGGGUCUGGAGCAUGAGGGUGAGUAAAUGAUGAACACUUCGAGUUUUGGGUGAACUGUCCCUUUAACCUGGAACAUGCCCAGUUUGUCAUCUGUUUGAAUGUAUGUGUGAUGUGUGAUUAGGUGUUUCUCGUGACAUCAAGUUUCCAGAUUUGAGCGAGGAAGCCGUACAUGAGGAUCUUUUUAGCCCCACAAUGUUGGGACAAUUUCAGGAGACUCGUUUUGAAUUUUUUUCCUUAAAAUCCCAGAAUAUAAGCAGCCAUUUCUCUUACCUCAAGCCUGUGUUGUAUGGAAGCUGUUUCUGCCACAUAAGAAAAAACAGUGUUUUACUGAAUCAUAAUUGUGACGUUAUUAUGAAAUCAUGUAAAAAUUGAGAUUACAAAGUAAAACGCGUAAGAGAAGUGAUAACGACAGAAUGUUGUAAUUGUCAUGAUUCGUUUAGAUUUAGUUUCGACUGUUCUGUUGUAAUAAUGUCUUUACAUUUCAGAAUUUUAACAUUCAUUAGUUUUUUGGAUCAUUUUGACUCUCAUAAUGUUUUUAUCUCAUUAUUUACGUAUUUCAUAAUAUAGACUUUCUUAUAAAUUUGAAUCUCAAUUAUUUUUGUCAAAAUGUAUAUAUCUCUUAAUUAUGAUUUAUCAUUAUGGUUUACCAAAGGAUGAUUUUUUUGUUGUUGUUCUUGCAAGGCAGAAAUAUUACAAACACAAAACACAUGAACUUUUCAUAAACCCUUUCUUCAUAGAUAAAUAUCUGUAUAUUAUUAAGAGACCAAAAUAAAAUCUGCUUACGGACUAUUUUAGAAAAGCUAUGUACAUUUACAAGGUAAUUAGUUUUUUAGAUAUUUUAAUUGUCAAUUAAAAUGAACAGCUGGGAAAGCAAACAUGUGUUUGUCAGUAAACUGUUAAUUAUUUCAAUAUGUUCUCCGAUCAGCUAUUGGUCAUGGCUUCCUCUUUAACGAGAAGUGUUUUGUGUGUGUAGAACAAGUUCGUCAGACCAUAACUCAUAAAACAAAUGUUUAUGUCAUUUAUAAUGUUAAAUUGACCCUUGACCUAGCGUUUAUUAGGAACCAUACUGUAUACAGUAUAGUUCUUGGAAAUGCACUUUUUUUCAUGUCAUUAUUUUUAUUUACAAAUAUGACAUCUCACAAGUUUAAUAUUAAAUUAAAUAUAUAAAACUUAUACGCGUAAAUGAAGGUCCAAUAUUUCCAUAACUCUGAUAAUUGAAAUAAUCUAUUAUCAGGAUAGCGCCAUGUUAAAAUGUUGUUUGUACUGUUAUGGACAGAAGUAGUUUAAUAACAUUUCAAUUGUUUAGCUUUCAAAACAAACCUAUUUCUAAAACCGUUUCAUAUUUCAAUAAAAACGAAGUAAAUCCAUCCUCUCAGCCUCGUUUUGAUCCGUGUAAAAUUCAAGAUGGCGUCUACUAUCAGGUCUAUGAGUGUUGUGCUCACUAUAUGGUGUUAAAGGCUCCAGUAAUGUGUUUGAGGGCUGCUGGAAGUCUGGAAUAAACGAGGUGUUUCUGGAGUCCUGUAGAGAGCUGUCUCACCCGGUUAAAUCUGCUGACUCGGGGUUUAGUCUUCCUUGUUUUGUUCCCGACUCUCGAUCUGCGAUCCCUGGUUGAGAAACAUUCCCGCGCUUUGACCUUUUUCCCGCCAACGCGGGAAAAUCUGGCGCGCUUUGAACCUCACACGUGUCUUUAGCAGCCACACGAUGGCGCUAUUUGCAAAGAAAUACGCUUGAAAUGUGCUGAUUUUGUUCUGGCUUCAAUGAAGUGGAAUAUGUUUUAAAAUAACUGUACAUUUCAUCCGUGUAUUAGUGUCACACAUGUCUUCUGUUGAUCUGAGCACACCUGAGUCUUGUGUGAUAUUGUGUUGUACAGGUAGAUUACUGAUAUUUCCAGAUGUUUUUAUGAUGAUGAUGUUUGGGAUGUGAUCUCAGCUGACUGAAGCCUUCAAACUUUUUUGUUUUUUCUUCUGAAAUCUAUUAAUCAUUAAAUAAACAGAAAAGGUCAGGGAUUUAUGGUUGUUUUGAGCUAAUAAACAUAUACUUCUA